UGUGUCUGUGCCUUUGUGUUGUAAAUGUGUGUUUAGACUCUCUGUGACCUACUUCUGCUGCAGCUGAAUGAAAGCAGACCAGAGCCAGGCCAACCUGGACUAACUGAAACUAGUUUGUGGCUCAACUGAGUUUUUGUUAUUGAAGUAGUUUUUAAUUUCAUCUUUUUUAUAAACACACUUUAAGAAACAAAGACAAAAGUUUUAAAAUGCUCUGGCAGUAAACAAAAAUGUAAUAAUGAUGAUAUAACAUGUUCCAAAUAUAAAUAUGCUCGGACACUGUUAGCCUGGUGCUAGUGUGGAAGAAGAUGUGAACGGUGCAACAAGUCCGGUCUGCUUGGUUCUUUCAGAUUUAGCCCCUCCCUCUGAUGACAGUGAUUGUAGCCCUGCCCACACCUCCACAGCUUCAACAUGGCUGACCCUAACCUGUCAGGUGUCCCUCUUCCCUCCCUGUCUCCAUCCUCUCAUCAGAACGGGAGGAUUGGGCCAACGGCACCAAAACGCUCUCCACGCCCCCACCAUGAUGGCCGUCUGGAGGCUGGAGCGGGACACCUCAGUCCCAGCAACACUGUUGCUGUUCCCCAGCUUCCCUCUGCACCAAGAACCAGAACCUCAGCCUGCAGCUCCCCCCUCAGGAACCUCAGGAUCCUUGGAGGUCCAGGUUCAGGUUCUGGUCCUGAAGGCUCCCAGAGGCCCAGGGGUCAAAGCCUCAGCUCAGCUCUCAGCUCCAGGACCAGAGCUAUGAUUUCCAGGAGCAAGCGUGGGAGCAGCCAGCAGGAGGAGCCAGAGGCCUUGUUGGACCUGAUCCUGGAGGGUCAGGGUCAGAGACUGGAGGACCAGAGAGCCAGCCUCAGUCUGCUGCCUGACCCAGGACCAGCUGGUCUUUGUGGGGCCUGCAGCCCCGACCAGCCCGCCCCCCCGAGUCUGGACUUCUACUACAUGCUCAUUCACUACCAGUCUGACCGGAUGGAGGACCAGAGGUGUUCCCUUCCUGAUCUGGACGAUGUGAUUGGUCCAGUUCCUGAUGGUCAGGAGGAUUUCUUCUCUCUGGUUCAGAGAGUUCAGUCCCGUAGGAUGAACGAGCAGAGGUCCUCGUUGCUGCAGACGCACUCGGAGGAGGAACACGAAGCUCCUCUUCACCUUCAGUCUGGAAGUUAAACAAUGCUUGAAGUACUGUUUGUAUUGUCAGACUGGGGAACAGAGUCUCUGUCUCUAUUAGAGCUUGUUACAACUAGGAGAACUUUGCAUGAAGGACGUUUGCAUGUUGUGUUGAAGAAGACUUGAAACCAUAAAUGCAGAACAUGAUUCUUCUGUCCUGGAGUGUUAAUGAAUCUGUUUCUGUUUUUAAAACUCUAACAACAUCUGAAAUCUGAACCCUAACCCUCCUGUUGUCUGACCAGGUUUUCAAAGUUUUCUAGAUCAGAAAUUUGGGUUUCUUUCAACCAGAGUGCCCAACAACAACAUGGAUGGUUCCAUGGAAAGCUCUUCGCAAGACAAAUUUAAAUGUUUAAAAAAAGCAAAAAAAACAUUGAAAGCCUCAAAAACAGCAAAAACAAUCAUAAAACAACGAUAAAGUGUUUUGAAUAGUGUCAAUAUUGUCAAACAUCCAAAAUGUUGAAAAAAGCAUUAAAAACAUGAGUGAAAAGGUGUUAAAUUUCAGUUUUGACCACAACAGGAGGGUUAAAACAGUAAUAAAGUUUAGUAACAUGUUACUGAUAUUUAAAUGUAUUUAUCUAACAAA
Perca fluviatilis (European perch) is the source of this 1738-nucleotide messenger RNA. RefSeq names its product G protein signaling modulator 1a (gene gpsm1a). The coding region runs from base 409 to 1155 and encodes 248 amino acids. Gene Ontology annotation, molecular function: GTPase regulator activity; protein binding. The record is from RefSeq and is a predicted model, not a curated record. The transcript has 4 exons. NCBI's taxonomy places the organism in Eukaryota, Metazoa, Chordata, Actinopteri, Perciformes, Percidae.